AUGCGUCUUCUCCAUACGGAAGAGCUCAAAUUGACCGAUUUCAUCGCGAAAACGCCGCCGUAUGCCAUCCUAUCGCACACGUGGGCCGGCGAAGAGGUCUUGUUUGCGGAUCUGCAAGGAGAUCCAACUCCGAAGACUGGUUGGACCAAAGUCACAGGAGCAUGCCGGGUAGCGAAAGAUCUCGGCUACCAAUGGAUAUGGAUUGAUACCUGCUGCAUCGACAAGUCAAGUAGUGCAGAAUUAUCGGAGGCCAUCAACUCCAUGUUUCGGUGGUACAAGAAUUCCGGCAUUUGUAUCGCCUACCUGGCCGAUGCACAUCUCUAUCAAAGCGAACCCAGCAUUAACGGUGCCCUGGAGCGAAGCCGGUGGUUUACCAGGGGUUGGACAUUGCAAGAGCUUCUUGCCCCUACUAAUAUGAUGUUCUAUACGUCCGAAUGGGAUGAGAUAGGCUCGCGGGAAGAUCUUACAGAGCGUAUCGCAAAAGUAACCGGGAUUCACGCAAAAUACACAAUGUUCCCUCCCAGUCCGAUUUCUCAAGCAAGCGUUGCCGAACGCAUGUUCUGGGCUUGGCGCAGAGAAACAACACGUACUGAAGACAUUGCUUACUGCCUGCUGGGCAUAUUCGACGUCAACAUGCCGCUCAUUUACGGAGAGGGCUGCAAUGCCUUUAAAAGGCUACAGGAGUCUAUCAUGCAGAAAACGGAUGACCAAUCUAUCUUUGCGUGGGGCGAGAAGAGAAAAAUCUCCAACCUACUACUUACCAAAACCUGGCGUUCAUUUCUCGCAGACCACCCCAAAGACUUUGAGAAAUCAGCCAACAUUGUUCCAUUCGAGACACCAUUCAUCAAAUCCAGGAUCAGAGUCGAUCACGAUGGCGCUACAAUUCAAAGUCCGAUGUGGCAAGCAUUCCACCCUCCCUACGAAGAGCAGGAGUCGGAAAACCGAUGCUUAUUAUUAGCACCCCUGCUAUGCCAGUAUCAGGACGAUCCGCUCAACUGCAUCGCGCUGAUGCUCACUUGCGAUAGGAAUCGCAAACCCGUGCAAAAUUAUAAUUCGGCACCUACAAAUUGCUACCGUCUGGGAAACAAAGUCUUUCUUGCGCCCAAACGAAUAUGGAUACCGGAAAACCUCUUCCCAGCUUUCCUGUCCUACAAGUUGUCCCUCGGGUCCGAAAUGUCCAAUACACGAGAAAUAUGUAUCAUUCGGAAAUUGCCGCCUUCAUAUCAAGCCAAACCUUCAACCGAUUACGUCGGUGAAUCAAAUUGCGUGGAAACUAGUUCUACGGGGGCUGUUACGAUUGAUUUAGGGGCCCAGAUUUUCUCUUCACUCUUUAGCGAGACAUUUCAUCUAGGGAUGUUGCAAUUGAUCCAUCUGCAACGCAAGUCACGCCGCGAUAUUACUUUGAUAUUGCAAGUUCUGUACCUCGGUUCCAGCAGACGUGAUUCGGGAAACUUCCCUGAAUCAAAGUACCUUAUUUACGGCAUAGUCAAUGGUGGACUACAUGGACCAGCUUACGGCAUACAAGACGAGUCUGGAAGAAUUGGUGAAUCGCUAUUCGAGACAAACACAAGACCCCACGGCGCAGGAAUUGAAUUGCCAUUUGGUCGUGUUUGUCUUGGACUUCAACGGCUUGGAAGUGGAUAUUCGACGGAUAAUGUCUCCAUUGAUGACAUACGAGUAACUGUGUCCCGGGACACUCAUUUUGACCCCAACGUUUUCAUCGUCGAUAUUGAGGAAGGUGGCAGCUUCGAUUCGGCCGAGGCAAAGAUUGAUGGGUACUUUGAACCAUUGCGUUGA
Molecule: messenger RNA, 1797 nt
Organism: Colletotrichum aenigma
Lineage: Eukaryota; Fungi; Ascomycota; Sordariomycetes; Glomerellales; Glomerellaceae
Product: Vegetative incompatibility protein HET-E-1
Exons: 1
Coding region: 1-1797 (598 amino acids)
Source: RefSeq, a predicted model, not a curated record